UCUUCAAACAAAAAUAUCCAUUCAGAAAACUUCCUUCAAUGGCCUCUGCAGUUGGGUUCUACUGCCUGCCAACAGCGAGAUUAACCAAGAAGUAUAGCAGACUGAAUAAAGUCAGUAACGGCUACAAUGUGAUUUUAGCUAGCUCUAUCCACAAACAAAUACAAAUUUGUUUGUCUCGAGGUCAAAUGACUAAAGACUGGAGGGUUCAGUGCAACAAAGAUGACAGCGUGUUUGAAUUGCAAGGACCAAACGAUUCCUCUGCUUCAAUGAAGUUGGUUGUUGAAUUCUACAACUUGAUUAAUCACAAGAACAAGAAUGGCGUUCUUGAGCUAAUAUCAGAUGAAUGUUGCUAUGAGGAUCUUGUGUUCUACUUGCCAUUUCAAGGGAAAAAGCAAAUAGGCCGGUUUCUGCAUGAGCUGAUGGAUGCAAUGGGGCCUCAUGUUAAGUUUGUAGUGGAAAACGUCACCAAUGGGAGGAAGAAUUCGGCUAGUGCCAUCUGGCAUUUAGAGUGGCGAGAUAUGAAGAUCCCUUUUGCAACUGGCUACAAUCAUUUUGAGUUUCAUGAAGUUGGAGAAAAACUUUUAAUUGGGAAAAUUAGAGGACUUGAAGAAUUACCGUUGAAGCCUGGAGACCUAGUACUAAAACUAUUGAAAACUUCCUCCACUCUCUUCGAUCGAUAUCCAUAUGCAGCCGAAGGUUUGCUUUCUAAUCCUCACGACAUGCACGACUUCAUAUCUAUCAUCCUUCAUAUGAGAGGUCACUCAGAUCCUUCCGAACAGGAAUAAGAAGUCUUGCCAAGCAUUUAGCACAUUUCCCAUUGUUUUCUUGUUCUUGAAAUCCCUCUUUAGAAACUUUCAAAAUAUUGAUGCCAAAUAUCAUGUAGAGCGCCGAAGAAUUUUCUUCAGACAAGGCUAGCUAUAUCUUCUGUUUGUACAUUUGCUCUAAACUCUGACAUGGUAAUGUAAUGCUCUAUUAUUCAUCA
Molecule: messenger RNA, 982 nt
Organism: Asparagus officinalis (garden asparagus)
Lineage: Eukaryota; Viridiplantae; Streptophyta; Magnoliopsida; Asparagales; Asparagaceae
Exons: 6
Coding region: 39-785 (248 amino acids)
Source: RefSeq, a predicted model, not a curated record